GAAGACGGACGCGGAUUCACUAGCCUCAGGGGGGUGGGCCAGCUUGCCAGCCGCUUUUCCGCAGUCAUAAAGUCGGCGGGCUGGCGGGCGAGAAAGCCGGGCCCCGACGCUGUUUUCUGGGGAAAUGGUGGGGCUGCAUUGGCGGUGCUAAGGGUGUCGAAGGAGAAGCAAGCGGUUAGCUCAGGCGUGGAACCCACCAGCAUGUCUCCUGUCAGCGAGGAGCUGGGGCCGGGGGAUGACUCCUCCCUCCCUACUUACGAAGAGGUGGCGGGAGGCAUGGGGAACGGGGACUGGCGCCCUCCGGAGGUGUCCGCUGCUUCGGGAGCCGGAGAGUCCCUCCUGGCCACGACAGAGGCGGCGGUGAAGCCCCCUGAGGACGCGGGGAAGGAAAAAGAGCCACCGUCGCCGAGCCCGCAGGCGGCGGGAUUCGUCCCUCCAGAGGGCGGCUGGGGUUGGCUGGUCAUGCUAGCGUCCAUGUGGUGUAACGGGGCCGUCUUCGGCAUCCAGAACUCCUGCGGCGUCAUGUUCAAGUCCAUGCUGUCCGAGUUCGGAGACCCCAGCGACAAGCAACUGAUCUUCAGGACAGCAUGGGUGAGUUCCCUGUCCAUGGGAAUGAUCUUCUUCUGUUCUCCCAUAGUCAGUGUAUUUACCAAUAUAUUUGGCUGUAAAACAGUAGCUGUAGUUGGAGCAGCUGUGGCUUUCAUUGGACUCCUUUCAAGCUCCUUUGUAAGGACGCUUGGACCUCUCUAUUUCACUUACGGGAUUUUAUUUGGAUGUGGUUGCUCAUUUGCAUAUCAACCCUCCCUGGUCAUCUUGGGCCAUUAUUUCAAGAAGCGUUUGGGUCUGGUGAAUGGCAUUGUCACUGCUGGUAGCAGCUUGUUUACUGUAGCUCUGCCUUUUCUUUUAACUGUACUGAUUAAGUCAGUUGGCCUGAACAAUACCUUCAGGAUUCUAUGCAUUUUUAUAUUUGUUCUCUUCUUGGCUGGUUUCACAUAUAAGCCUCUCAUUCCUAAUGCCAAAGAAAGUGGAGAAAAGGGCAAAUCCUCUUUUCCUCCUGCAAAACCUAUUUUCAAUUUUUCCAUUUUCGGAGCUAUGAGUUAUCGAAUCUGGGCUUUUGGAAUACCAGCUGCUUUAUUUGGAUAUUUUAUACCUUAUGUUCACCUACUGAAACAUGUGAAAGAACGGAUUGGUGAAGAUGUUCAAGAUGAAACUCUUCUACUUUGCCUUGGUUUUACUUCAGGAGCUGGUCGAUUGAUCUUUGGAAGAAUUGCAGAUUAUGUUCCAGGUGCAAAAAAGAUUUAUCUACAGGUGAUCUCAUUUUUCUUCAUUGGCUUGAUGUCUAUGAUGAUUCCCCUGUGCUAUUCCUUUGGAAGUCUCAUUGCUGUCUGCCUCUUCAUGGGUCUCUUUGAUGGCUGCUUUAUUAGCAUUAUGGCACCUAUUGCUUUUGAGCUAGUUGGUGCACAGGAUGCUUCUCAGGCAAUUGGAUUCCUUUUGGGCUUUAUGUCUAUACCAAUGACAGUUGGUCCACCUAUUGCAGGUAUACUACGAGAUUACCUAGGUACUUAUGAUGUAGCAUUCUAUCUAGCAGGAAUUCCCCCUAUUAUUGGAGGAGCUGUGCUGUGUUUCAUCCCUUGGGUGCAUGCAAAGGAAAAAGCCAAAGAACGCCCUAGACCUGUAGAUGGAGAAACUAUGGAUAAAAUGUUGGAACUGGAAGUCAGAAAUGCAGCCACAUUGGACUCAGUUGAAAAAAACAGCAAAGAAUUUGAAACUGUUAUUUAAUUGUUCAUAUUUUUCUACCAGAUUGAAUUUAUUUUUAUAUGGACUAGCUUUCUAUUUGUAGACUGAAAUACCAUAUGAUUGUACUUGAAAGCAAAGCCCUGAUAAUACUUUCAAAGUAAUAGUGACAUUUAAAGCCAAACUGCUAACAGAAAUGCCUUUUUAAUUGUGCUUGAUUCAGGUUUCAGAGCACAUUUCCCUAUCCCAUACAGGCUUGUAGCAUCCCAGUACAUUUGCCUCCAUGUGAUCAAUGUAAGAACUGUUUUUUCUUAUGUUCCUGUGUUUCUGAAACUUGAGGAUUCUGCCUGCCUAUUAAUGGAUCUUUUCAAUUUGCUUCAGUAACCUUCUAAUCUGUUCAGUGCCGCUACAUUAAUUUAUACUUAAUUUUUAGUAUAUUAUGAAUGUUUAAAAUCAAACAUUUUAAUAUUUUAGUGUAUAUAUUCGGAGCUUUUAAGAUCGAUGUAUUGUCGAGGGCUUUCAUGGCCAGAGAACGAUGGUUGUUGUGGGUUUUCCGGGCUGUAUUGCCGUGGUCUUGGCAUUGUAGUUCCUGAUGUUUUGCCAGCAGCUGUGACUGGCACUGUGACACUGAGAGAUCUCUGUCUUUUGGUGCUACACCUCUGAAGAUGCCAGUCACAGCUGCUGGCGAAACGUCAGGAACUACAAUGC
Molecule: messenger RNA, 2442 nt
Organism: Eublepharis macularius
Lineage: Eukaryota; Metazoa; Chordata; Lepidosauria; Squamata; Eublepharidae
Gene: SLC16A10
Product: solute carrier family 16 member 10
Exons: 6
Coding region: 202-1779 (525 amino acids)
Biological process (GO): transmembrane transport
Molecular function (GO): monocarboxylic acid transmembrane transporter activity
Source: RefSeq, a predicted model, not a curated record